AUGCUGCAGGAAAAGAGGCUCUGCAUCCUCGGCGCGGAGCUGUCAGAGCUGGACAUCUUCGAGCGGCUACUGCGCUUCAGCGGCGCCCAGCUGAGGCUGCUCCAGUGCUUCCAGGCCGUCAUAGAACAUGGAUCCAAACUAUCAGCAGAACUCGCCACCGGCUACCUAUCGCGCUGCGACUCCAACGCGCGCUCCGAAGAAUGUCUCAUCCAACUGGGCUUGCGGCUCGGCGGUUUUUUGAAUGAGGCUGGGUGGUACGCGGACGCUCAGCGCGUACUGUUACGCUGCCGCGCGCUGUGCCGCGCGCAGCCGCCGAGCGCGCACUACACACGACUCACUCUCGAGUGCUGCCACAGACUGCUGAACACACAAUCCUCGUACUGUUGCUUCCCGGCCGCGGCCGAAACGUACGCCCUGGCCCUCGACCUGCUGAGCCUCACGGACGACGCUCCGACACAAGCAGCUAGGCCAGACACGCCCAGACAUGUCUCCGAGGAGUGCAGCCGCAGACUGGACACAUGCGACAUACUCUCCCAAGUCCCCGGGCUGACAGACCCGCACGAGCCGGCCAGCGAGUGGGCGCUCUCAGCGCUGCUCGCGCGCCUCUUCAAGGAGUUCAGCGCGUUGUUCUUCGUGCGCUGCGAUUACAGCGCCGCGCACGCGUGGGCCAUGCGCGCUUUACGCCUGCUCCGCCCAGAUACACCGGCAAAGAUUACAAUCGAAGUCCUCCGCGCGUGCGGCAAAGCGUGCGUAGUGAAGCGACGCUUCGGGCAAGCAGGGUUAUUAGUUCGGCAGGCCGUAGCGCUAGCGAGGCAGGCCUUCGGCGCUACACACCCGCGCUACGCUGCCGCUCUACUGGAUUACGGCUUCUAUCUGCUCAACAUUGACUCCAUCCCGCACAGUGUGGCCGUGUAUGAGGAAGCACUAGCAACACUACGCCGCGUGUUCGGCCGCAGCAGUCUCCACGUGGCCACGGCGCAGGAGGACCUAGCAUACGCACUGUACGUGCUAGAAUAUUCUUCGGGGCGCUUUUACAAGGCGCGCGACCACGCCGAGCGCGCCAUCCGUAUUAUCGAGACCCUGGUACCCACAGACCACUUGCUCCUGGCGUCGGCGAAGCGCGUGAAGGCGCUCAUCCUGGAGGAAAUCGCUCUAGACACGCCCGCCCCGCACCAGGAGAUGCGCGGACAGAAUGGUACCGGCGAACCAUCUCUACUAGAAGAAUCAGAAGCUCUCCACAAGGCGGCGCUGCAACUGUCCAUGAUGGCGUUCGGAGAGAAGAACGUACAGACCGCCAAACACUACGGCAACCUCGGCAGGCUCUACCAGAGCAUGCACAAGUUCCAGGAUGCAGAAACUAUGCACCUAAAAGCCAUCGCGAUCAAAGAAGAGCUCUUAGGCGCUGAAGACUACGAGGUCGGGCUCAGCAUCGGCCACCUCGCCUCGCUCUACAACUACCACAUGCAGCAACAUAGAGCCGCUGAGGCGCUCUAUCUGCGCUCUAUUGCCAUCAGUCUAAAACUGUUCGGAUCUCGCUACUCCGGGCUCGAGUACGACUACCGCGGGUUGGUGCACGUCUUCACACAGCUCAAGAGGCACGAUCGCGCCGACCACUAUUCGGCUUUACUGCAACAUUGGCAUGAACUACGAGAGCAGUCCAAAACUGAGCAACAACCGGAUCUCGGCGCGGAGCAAGUCCUACCCCUAGAGGAGCUCCAAGCCAAGCUGUUCGCGCCCAACGACUGAGCGCCUCGCUCCGCUCGCGGUGCCCUCGCAGCCCUCACGCCGGCUAAACAACUAAGUCACGCGCGGACGCGUCUCUGCAAAAAUAUUGCAAUUUAUUUUGACAUUAUAAAGAAUUUAUAUAGAUUGACGUGUUUUUGCGUUACUUCUCAGCCGAAAGGCGGAAAGUAGGUUACUUUGACGCUGAUUUGUGUUUAGGUCGUGUACCGAAAUUUUGGUACAUGUACCAAAAUGUCGUGUACCGAUAUUUUGGUACAUGUACCAAAUUUUCGGUACACGAUGCCAUGCGAACUGUAUAGUCGCGAUUCGAUGUCUAUUAGUGAAAUUAUGUUAGUUUAGGUGUAGACCACUGACUAAAGUAUUUCUUCUUUGAUGUGGAGUCAAAUUUGUGUUUAGUCGGACACUGCCAGAGUAGGUUAUUUUAUAUUUGGUUAUUUGAGAUGGAUGUUAUGCAAAUUGUACGGUGAUUUUAAAUAUUUGAGUCACUUUGCAUGUCUAUUAUUACUACAUUUUUUGUUUGCAAUAACCUUUUCUACAAUAACUAAUCAUUUAUUUAAAAUUAAAUAAUUAUCUUGGCAGUGUCGGCCUAAAUAUUAACAUUUUCUUUCUCAGAACUAAAAUAUUCGUACGUAAAAUGGUGAUGAAAUCAGCUAUAUCUGUAUACUAGUUUUCAAUGUAGUACCAUAUGACGUUUAUUGAAUAUAAAAUACGAAUUAUAAAAUAUAUAAAUAUGCCAGCCUUUCAGCACAAUACAUGUCCAGUAUUUAUAAGGUGUUAUACGUACUAUAGACUGUUUCAUUUACGAAGACGGGUGAUUUGGUUCGUAAUGUCAUACUAUUAAAGGUUAGAUUUUACGAAAAAGCACGUCAUUGUCAAUGACACGAUCUUAUAACAAUGAAAAUGGUACAUGUCGAUUUAUAAAAGUAGCACAAUCUAUCAAUAUUUUUAUAAAAAACUUGUCACUCUUAUGAAUCGAUUUGUACUUUAAAGUCAAAUAAGCACAAAAUUGUCGUUUCUGAAUGGGCAAGGCAAACUGUUGAUGUAACUACGAUCGUCAUCAAAUAUAUGGGAACGCCCAAGGUGCUCAAAAUAUCUGAACACACACUGGAUAGAGGCACGUUCCGAUAUUUGUGAGCACCUCGUCCGGUCAGAUAUAUAUGAAUGCGACUAAGUUGCGAAGUUAAAUAGUUACAUUUGUUCGAACGCUUGCUGGUAAGAAAGCCUAUUUGUCAUUUUGGAUUGAUAGCUUUAUCGUUCGAUGAGUUUUGUCUCGUAUGUUUUAUUGGAAUAGACAAGGACGGAUAUAAUGAAACUGACUAUGCUUCGCUUUAGUACGUUUCAAGGUCGAGAGAGCGACUAGAAAAAUUAUAAUAAAUAGAUGCGCCUUUUUGUCUCCAUCAAAUUGUAUAAAAUAUGUCCUUUUGGUAUAAGUGGUCGAUGAAAUUUAUGUUCCUAUGAUUACAGUAACGCGCUACGCACUGCCAUUUACUGCGGAUUUCCCGCUAUUUUAGUCCAAGCGCUUUACGCUUGACCCUUGCGCUUUCUGUCAUACUACAAACUAUCUCUUUUUAACUCAUAAGUGCGUCUCUCUCGGCCCGCGACAGAGGAAUUUGAUGUAACGGCGACUGUCAAGAGCUUAAUGUUAUGUUCCUCAUUUUAAGUGAUUUUCUUAUAUAAAAAUGUAUACUCUAUGUAAAAUCUAGAAUAUAGUUAUAUUUCGUUGUUUUAGAGCUUAUUUUUUAGUUUUAGCGAAUUUACUGUAUGACGUGAAAAUGAAUUGAAAAAUGUGUAUAUAAUAUU
Leguminivora glycinivorella is the source of this 3543-nucleotide messenger RNA. RefSeq names its product amyloid protein-binding protein 2 (gene Pat1). The coding region runs from base 1 to 1746 and encodes 581 amino acids. The transcript has 12 exons. NCBI's taxonomy places the organism in Eukaryota, Metazoa, Arthropoda, Insecta, Lepidoptera, Tortricidae. The record is from RefSeq and is a predicted model, not a curated record. Gene Ontology annotation, biological process: intracellular protein transport. Gene Ontology annotation, molecular function: protein binding.